Messenger RNA from Effrenium voratum, 1350 nucleotides. Lineage: Eukaryota; Dinophyceae; Suessiales; Symbiodiniaceae. The record is from the annotation of a GenBank genome assembly.
AUGCGCAGAUCCGAGGCGAAGAAGUGGAUGGUGCUGCUGCACCAGGUCAGCACGGUGCUGCGCUCCGAGGAGCAGCGCUUCAACCUGGCGCAGCGCCUGGAGGCGGCUUUGCAGCGCCAAAGCGCGCUCAAGGAGCUGCGGGCCAUCCUGGAGGCUGCCCAGGAAGUGCCUGGCCUGCAUCCCUCUGCCCUGGAAAGGGUGCAGCGUCAGAUCGAGGUGUGUGAAGGACGGGUCCGAGCACGCUGGGGUCUUGUUGGAGCCAUGAUGUCUGCCAGAGUCUCCAGCAUGCUUGCGUGUGUCCAGGGCUCCACAUGGGUGCGCACAGCCAUCAAAGAGGCCAAGAGCGCGGGGCUGGAAAAGAGGGACCUGGAGGUGGCCCUUGACUUUUUCGACAGGAUGGAGCACACGCGCGCUUUGCAUGUCGACUUGACAGAGGCAGUCUCCACCCGGAACUUUGUGCAGCUCAGGAGCAUCAUCAAGCAGAUGGACAUCGCUUAUGUUGGCGAGCCCACGGACCACGUCAGUCGCUGCCGUACGAACCUGGCCAAAGCCAAGCUGGACUUUCUGCUUGAACAGGACGCCGCUGCCCGAGGCUUGCUGAGCAUCCUGGACGCGCGGCGCAAGACAUUGUACCUCACGGAGCUGCCCAAGGAAAUCGAGAACGCCAAGCGCUUGCACGUGGACGCAGGAGACAUCACCCGAGCGGAGGAGGCCUUGGAGGUGGCACAAGCCCACGAUCUCUUGCAGGGGGCUGUGGAGUGUGGAGAUGUGCAGGCGGUGAAGGCCGCCAUCCAGAACGCCCGGCGCUGCGAGCAUUUCAAGGACUGGCACCUGCAAGACCAGGAGAAGCACAUGGAGCAGGCCGAACUAUUUCGGCGCAUCAGCGAGGCUUUGGCGGCCAACCAUUUCCAGGAAGCCAAACAGCUUCUGCAGAAGUGGAAGGCUCGCGACUUCGACAAGGAUGCCAUUAAGCAGUUGGAGGCCGCCGUGCAGCGCGCGGAUUCGGAGAUCCUGAAAGACGCGCAGGCGAUCCUUGACGGCUUGAAGCCUCUCACCUUCAAUGGCAAAGAGCUCACACCUGACAGUUUCCAGCAGCUGCAUAGCCUCGCCGCCAGCUUGCGGGACUGCGAUGUGAUCCUUCAGCUGGAGAGCUUCAGUGGCCACAAAGCCUUCACAAUUGCGCAAGACCUGGCGAACGGGCGAGCCGAAGCUGUGAAGUCCGCGUUGAGGAAGUUUGGCUGCAAGCACAGGAUCCUGACGAAAGCCUGGGCCAAUGCAGAUCCGGGGAUGCAGCGGUCAGUGCUGAGGAUUUCGGCGCUGGAGAAGCCGAAUGGUGAGACUGGGAAGUGA